AUGGAACAAGCUUAUGCUGAAUGGCAACAAGCAGAAAUGCAUACACCAAGAGCUCCAUCUUUUUCUUCAAUUAUCAUGGCAGCUGACACACCUGAAGUCAGAAAAGUCGAGCAAUUCAAUCAAGGUGAACAUGCACCUGCACAAUAUAACCAACAAUCACAAAUGCAAACCUUCGAAUCUUCCCGCGCACCUUCAUACUCAAACCUAGCCAAUGCUUCUUCUCAACCUCAAGUUCACUAUCCAAAUACCUCAACCACCUCAUCUUCCAUUUUUCCCCUCAAUCUCCCAUCUCCCAACGUCCCAAUCCGUCUAGAACCUCACUCACCAAUCCUCGAUCACUUAACCGCUGAAUACAUCGCCCAAGGACCUCAUCCUCAAAUUCCGCACGUCUCUCAUGCAAUCGUAGACCAAGUACACGCAUCUGAGAUAUUGAACAAACAUGUUUCUGACCGCAUGCCAUUUGUGCGCGCUGCUUCUACGAGAUUACAGGCUGUGCUGGGAGUGCGUAAUGAUUUGCCAUUCGAUUUACUUAUGGGGAGUGGAGAAAAUGAUGCAAGGAAUUUGGUCGUGGGUGCCGAUGGAGCGUUGGUGGAUUUGGGACUUGCGGGUUUGGAGGAAGGUGGGGAUUUUGUGGGUGGUGAUUCAUAUGCGAGGGGUAUUGGUGAGAAUCUUGAUGCUGUUAGAGGUAAUGGUGUUGUAAGUGGAGAUUCUGGAAAGGAUCAAGAAGAUAUGGACACGCAAAUGGAUUUCAACACCGAUAUAAACAUCAAUACCAACAGAGGACAAAAUCCAAACACCACAGCAUACCAUCGCCAAAACAUCAACACCCUUCCAUUUUCCCCCACCAACCACUUUCCACCUUCCCAAAACCAACAAAACUUACCCACCAGUCUCCUCGACGAAUUCCCUCAAGACCAAGACCCAAAAAUAUCCCACUUUUUCCUAUCAUCCUCAGUAAACCCACACACAGGCGAAGGACUCCGCCAAUAUCUUCUCAGACGAGCUCUCCUCACUGGCUCUAAAAAGAGAGUGUGUAGAAGUAUAUCGUUUCAUGAUUUUACACCGGAUGUACGGACGGGGGAGUUUUGCAAUAAGUUGUUGGUGCAUUUUGGGGUGGAUGUACCUGGGCAAGGGGUUUCUAAGUGUGAUAGGGUUGAGGUUGUGGAGUUGAGUUUGUGAGUUUUUGUUUUCUUUUCGUUUUUUUUUGUUUGGAUUUGGGUCUGGGUUUGAUGGAUUGGGAGCGUUAUGUUUGAUUUUCCUGAAGUUGUUGUUGUCGUUGUGGAGAGUUUGUUGUGGAGUUUGUGGGAUGGAAGUUGUUGUGGCAAUGGUGGGAUUUCUGUUACUGCCACACAGCUUGAUUAGCGGUUCGAGGGAAUGGAAUGACGGGAUGGCAUAGUUGCCGUCUUCCAACUUUGUACGUCGUUUGUAUAUUCCAUUUGUGGCACUUCAACUUGACAGCGCAAAUGGUUUUUGCUGUCAAUCUGCUUCUCCCACUCUCCUCCUUCUCCACUUUUCUUUUCAUUUGCUCAUCCAUUUCAAAAGCAACUAAAAACCCCUACUAACAACCCCCCGCGGCAGACCUGACAAAAACGGCAUUCUUCACCCCUGGCUCUCAAUCUUCAUCCAAAAACCUUUCCUCACCAUUACCUCCCCCCUCAAAAAUCCCAGAACUAGCACACCCCCCAACUUCCCCUCUCCAAUCCCCACAACCUGGCUCUGUCUCGCCGUUCCUCUCGCAAACAUAACUACCUACCCCAUCCAAUCCGAUACCAGCUUACCCUCCUCCCUCCUCGAAGAAAGCCUCCUCAAAAACAAACAUGGACUUCCUACCAAAAAGAUAGCCAGACGUCAAGAUUACGAUUUCUCCUUCCAAGGAAUACCCAUCUUUGAAUUUUCCACCCGGAAAUUAUUCGGUCCUACAUCUCCAUCUCCAUCUCCAGCCACCUUCUCCUCCCCCACCCCCCAACCACCCAUCUCCGACUUCCUAAGCAUCUCCUCACUUCCCCCCUACGACCCCAAGGACCCAUACCUCCCAUUCCCACCCCACAUAUCUCAAAAUCCCACACACCUCCAAAAUGCCGCUCGAAAAUACGCAUAUGCGGCAGGUGUUCCACGCGAGGAAUUACACACUUUUGGUGAGAUGAUGGAAGAUGAGAGUGGAGUAGAUAUUAGCGAGGAAUUGUCGCCUAAUGAGGGCAUUUGGUGGAGUAUGUUUUAUAGGGGAAUUACGAGGGAUAGGAUUAUUUGGGAGAGGGUUAGGAGGUCGAUGGGGAGGGGAAAGUGUAGGGUUGUUGUUCGGUGGGAGGAGGUUUCUGGGGGUGAAGAGGGGGUUGGUGGUGAUGAUGGAAGGGCGGGGUUGGGGUUAGGGUUGGGGUUGGGGUUGGAAAGGAGAGAGAGUGAGGUGGAGAGAGUUAUGCAGGAGGUGGGUAGAAAUUCAAAGGGAAAAACAAGGAAAGGUAUGAACGGGGCCACGAAUCAAAAUGACGGGCUCGGCAUUAUGAAUUCUAAUACGGGUAUUCAUACACAUUCUACACGAUUAGUAUCGGGAUCGGGAUCAGGCGAAGCUAUACGUGCGAGGACAAAUAGUAAUAAGAUGAGUAUUAAUGGACCGGGACACAGUGGUACCGAUAUUGAAACGCAGAAUUCAGGCGAAAAUGCAGGGGAAGGUUAUGGAUGGGAAUUUUAUGAGAUGAGAUGAGAUACAAGAUAAUUAAUUAGUGAGAAGAUGAGAAAACGGAGUUGGGAUAAAUGA
Messenger RNA from Sclerotinia trifoliorum, 2752 nucleotides. The record is from the annotation of a GenBank genome assembly. Lineage: Eukaryota; Fungi; Ascomycota; Leotiomycetes; Helotiales; Sclerotiniaceae.